This is a messenger RNA of Archocentrus centrarchus (flier cichlid), 3658 nucleotides long. It is a transcript of the gene nexn, whose product is annotated as nexilin (F actin binding protein). The transcript has 14 exons. Bases 163 to 2694 code for a protein of 843 amino acids. Gene Ontology annotation, biological process: mitochondrial fusion. Lineage: Eukaryota; Metazoa; Chordata; Actinopteri; Cichliformes; Cichlidae. The record is from RefSeq and is a predicted model, not a curated record.
AGUCGAGUUGGUGUAAGUGGUCGCACCUCGGAUUGUUCCGCUUGCUCUGAGUCUGAGUCUGUUUUCUGGCUUCCCAAAGGAAUUUUUAAAAAUCCAAAACAGGAGGACGAAAGCACUGAAGAGGUUAAACCGAGUCUGUUGGCUUCUUGUUGUGGUACAAACAUGACUGAGGUGGCGCAGGUGGCAGCUGUAGAUGCCCACGACAUGGAAGACAAAGAAAACGAUGUGAGGGUCAAUGAUGUCAAAGAGAGAGAUGAGAAAACAUCUACAGAAGAUAAAAAACCUCGCCGCAGGAGUGAAAAAACAAGUAAUGAGACUGACAAGACACACAUGAACGGCUUGGAGUGCAAAGAAAACAAAGGGGAAAAUGAAAGCUCGGGAGCUGUUAAUGGUGUUGCACAGAAGGAGGGGGAGGAGCCACAGCCUGAAACACAUGAGGAUGAGAACAUUUCUGAUGUGGCAUUCAAAAAAGAGAAACUUCUGAAGUCCAGAAAGCUGGUGGCCAGAAGCUACGUGCCAAAGCUCAACAAAGACAAGGAGAAUGUGACUGGCAAAUUUGAGGCCAUGCAGAAGGCCAGGGAGGAGCGCAGCAGACAGAGGAACAGGGAGGAGCAGCAGAAGAGGAAGGAGCAAUUCAUCAAGGAGAGAGAGUGGAAUCGCAGGAAGCAGCAGAUAAAAGAACUACUUGCUUCCAGUGAUGAGGAAGAAGAAGUGAAGCCAGCAAAGGUGGAAAAAUCUUACGUCCCCAAAAUCACAGGUAGUGUGAAGGGGAAGUUUGCAGAAAUGGAAAAGCAAAGACAAGAGGAGGAGAGGAAGAGGAUGGAAGAAGAGAGGAAGAAGAGAGAGGCCCAGGACAAGCUGGAGAAAGCCAAAAUCCAGAAAGAAUUGGCUCAGAAAGCCGCUGAGGAAGGAGAUGACACAAUCCUGGUAUGUGUGGUUCCCGCAAAGCCGUCACGACCUCCAGGCAAAAUCAAAGUGAACUUUGAAGACAUGGAGAAGAAUCGAGAGGAGGAACUGCAAAGGAAGGCAGAAGAGGAGAAAAAAAGACGAUACGAUGAAAACAGACGCUCCUUCCGGGAAGCAAAGAGGCGCUCACUUAUUCCACAGGAUGAAGAGGAUAAACCUUCAGAUAAGGUUCAAGUGACUCCUGGGAAGCUGAAGCUGACAUUUGAGGAGCUGGAGAAAGAAAGGCAGGAGCAGAGGAAGAAGCAAGCUGAGGAGGAAGCCAAACGCCGCCUGCUAGAGGAGAAGAAAGCUUUUGAGGAGGCCAGGCUGGGAAUGGAAGAAGACGAGGAAAGCACUCAGCCUGGUCAGGAAGACAAGGAGGAUUUUCGUCCAGGAAAACUGAGACUGAGCUUUGAAGAGCUGGAGAGACAGAGGGUAGAGGAAGAGCGCAAAAAAGCAGAGGAAGAGGCCAGGAGACGGAUGGAGGAGGAGAGAAGAGCUUUUGCUGAAGCCAGGAAAAGCAUGCUUGUAGAUGAGGAUGAUGAGGUACUGAUGGCCUUGCUGAACCUGGAGGGCAGUGAACCUGGGAAGAUAUGUGCCAGCUUUGAGGAGUUGGAACGCCAGAGAAGAGAGGAGGAGCAGAAGAAGGCAGAGGAGGAGGCUAAGAGGAGACUGGAAGAGGAAAAGAAACUCUUUGCUGAGGCCCGCAAGAGCAUGAGCCCUGGUCCAGAUCAGGAAAAGUCUGCAUAUGGAGAUGACACAGUACUAGAUGAAGAUGAGGGGAUGGUAAAGAGUGAGUCUCAGGAAGCCCUGCACCCCAGGAAACUGGAGAUCAACUUUGAGGAGCUGCUGAAAGAGAAGGAGGAAGCCGAGAGGAGACGCAAGGCCGAGGAGCGCAAAAAGAAACUGGAGCAAGAGAAGCAGGAAUUUGAACAACUCAGACAAGAGAUGGGCGAGGAAGAAAUAAAUGAAAGCUCGGACGUUGUAAGCAAAGAGUAUGAAGAGCUCACUAAGCUGAAGCGAACUGGCUCCAUUCAGGCCAAAAACCUCAAAUCCAAGUUUGAGAAGAUCAAGCAGCUGACUGAGGAGGAGAUUCAGAAGAAGAUAGAGAUGGAGAGAGCACGGAGGAAGGCCAUUGAUGAUGAAAUUAAGGAGAGAGAAGCUGAGCGGUUCCAGGAGGAGGAUGAGGAACGGGAAACAACUCCAUCAAGAGCUGAGGAGUCACCCUUCAAACAGAAGGUGGACAUGCGAGCCCGUUUCGAGCAAAUGGCCAAAGCCAGAGAGGAGGAGGAACGGAGGAGGAUAGAGGAGCAGAAACUGCAGAGAAUGCAGUUUGAGCAGCAAGAGAUUGAUGCCGCCCUCCAAAAAAAGGAUGAUGACGGGGAGGACGAGGGUAGCAUCAUUAACGGCUCUGCAGGUUAUGAAGAUGAGGAGGAUCAUGCCAGGUCAGGGGCUCCGUGGUUUAAAAAGCCCCUUAAAAAUCAGUCAGUGGUGGAUUCGGAGCCAGUUCGGUUCACCGUAAAGAUCACAGGGGAGCCAAAGCCAGAGGUGACCUGGUGGUUUGAGGGAGAGAUGCUUCAGGACUGUGAGGACUAUCAGUACAUAGAGAGAGGAGAGACAUACUGCCUCUACCUGCCGGAGACCUUCCCAGAGGAUGAGGGAGAAUAUAUGUGCAAGGCUGUGAACAGCAGAGGCACAGCAGCAAGUACCUGUAUCCUCACAAUAGAAAGUAAGACCACCUUGGUAUGACUGCAUGCCUGUCUGGAUACGAAUCUCUCUUCAUGAAGUGGAUCGCAUGCUCCUCUUCCUUAUAAACUCAGGCCAAAUGGCUGAUUUGGUUAACCGUCCUUCUGUUUCUUUCUCGCAGCUUACGACUACUGAUGCCCCUUCGUGUUCUGGAGAUUCCCUCUGUCUCUCACUCCUUUUGUUAAACUUCAUCCCUCCUGGUGUUGUCAAACAGAGGGAAGAAAAUAGCAGUAUGCUUGGCAUUCCUAAGGGAGGGAUACACAACACACAUACAACAAAAAAAAAGACAAGAUGUUGUUUACGUACUGCUCAAAUGUAAAGCUGCACUCCCCGUUAGGAUGUAGGAUGAUACCUGUGCCAAAAACAGACCUGAUUGUUGUUCCCAUGCCAAGGGCUGCACAAAAAUUUCAAAAAUAUCUUUCCUGCGAGGCCCUGACAAUAUUUGUGAUACCAGCAAAUUUUGUGCAGUAUUCAUGUACUGUUUUGUAAAUAUCACACUUUGUGGUCCAUAAAAGGCAAAUGUUGAGCUUGAGAUACUGAAAAGUAAGAUGUCCCUGUGCGUUUACUAAAAAACAAAACAAAACAAACAAAAAAACCAGCAGUAAUAUCAAUAAAACAUCUUACAUAUUCUUUGAGUAGUCUACCCUUCCUGAACACCAUUAUUAAUCAGCAUGUAAUUUUCAAUACUAGUAAAUAGUGUUGUGAUAUUUGCAUUGUCAAUGAUAAGACAUUGCAAAGGCAGCCACAUACUGCAGGAACAAAACAUCUGUAUCUCUUACAGUACAUGCAUCCCAGCUUUUACUUGCAGCAUCUGAAAAUUAUGUUGAUUUUUUUUUUUUGUGUUAAUAUUGCUGUCAUCAAUCAGUUGUCGAGGACAACAGUUUUAUGGUUUGAUAAUGAAUAUAAAAGUAGACUAGUCCAAAUACUUGUUGUAUAUUAUAAAUAGAAAAAAAAAAGUUUUAAUAAA